AUGGAAGAAAACAAAAAAAGAAAAGGCGAUAACUGUGGGAGCAACAUGAUAUACUGGAAAAAAUGGUGUGAUCGAGUAGCUACUACUAUUGAAAUACCUUCAACAUCAACUGUAGCAACAGAUCAUAUUUCACCAUCAAAGUCUGUUAUAGAAGCAGAAUCUGUUUCUGAUUCUAAAGACGAGUUGUAUUUGCAAAUCAUGUCUGAUGGAUACGUGUCUGGAUCUGACAAACAAAAGAAAAAGGACGAGAAAGAAGAAGCAUUAAAAAAGAUGAAGGGUUCCAUACUAAAAUAUAUAAAUAAUGAUGAUAAGCCCAACAAUGACACAACUGAAAUGCAAUGGAAGGAUUACUUUGCAUGA
This is a messenger RNA of Helobdella robusta, 360 nucleotides long. RefSeq lists its product as hypothetical. The coding region runs from base 1 to 360 and encodes 119 amino acids. Lineage: Eukaryota; Metazoa; Annelida; Clitellata; Rhynchobdellida; Glossiphoniidae. The record is from RefSeq and is a predicted model, not a curated record. The transcript has 2 exons.